UAGUCAUCAUGUUGGGGUUCUGGAUUUUGGUUGUAUUUUGUGUCUGCCUCCUCUUCCUCUUCAUCAGGAUCCAGAGGCCCAAGAACUUCCCUCCUGGACCACGACCCAUUCCUGUAUUCGGGAACUUGUUUCAUUUUAACAUCAAAAAUCCCCUGAAAGACUUUGAGAAGUUGGGUGAACAAUAUGGAAAGAUUUACAGUCUGUAUAUUGGAACAAAACCAGCUGUUGUUCUUAAUGGUUUAAAAGCCAUAAAAGAAGCUCUGGUGACUAAAUCUGCAGACUUUUCAGACCGCCCUCAGAACUUGCAUAAGGAUGUACAUGCAGGACGAGGAGUCAUAAUGGCUGAUUAUGGUACUCAAUGGAAGGAGCAUCGGCGCUUUGCUCUCAUGACCCUGAGGAACUUCGGCAUGGGGAAACAGUCUAUGGAAAACAGGAUUCUGGGAGAAAUUGAAAAGCUUGUUACGAAAUUAGAGGAAUUCGAUGGAAGUUCCUUGUGUCCUCAGACUUUGUUUCAUGAUGCAGUAUCAAAUAUCAUCUACCUGCUUUUGUUUGCCACUCGCUUUGACUAUGGUGAUGAAACCCCUAAAGUGUAUGUUCGGCUGUUUGAUGAAAAUGCAAAGCUCUAUAGUGGAACUUGGGCAAUGAUCUAUGAUGCACUUCCUGGGUUGAAGUCCUGGCCCCUGCCUUUUAAAAAAGCCUUUGAUAAUAACAACACAAUGAAAAUCAUGACAAUAAACAUGAUCAACAAGCAUAAGACAACAAGAGUCCCAGGACAACCACGAGACUUUGUGGACUGCUAUCUGGAUGACCUUGAUAAGAGAGGCAAUGAAUCUACUUUCAGUGAAGAACAACUUGUGGCGUAUAUUUUGAAUUUGCAUAUAGCUGGAACCCAGACCACAUCCAACACACUCCUUACAGCGAUUCUCUACCUUAUGGCUCAUCCAGACAUCCAGAAGAGAUGCCAGCAAGAGAUUGAUGAGAUUAUGGACGGAAAAUCUCAGGCAUCCUUCGAGGACAGACACAACAUGCCAUACACACAGGCUAUGAUUCACGAGUGUCUGCGUGUUGCUGACAUCACUCCUUUAAGUGUGUUUCACUGUACCACAAGAGAUACGGAGUUGAUGAAUUACACCAUCCCAAAGAAGGCCAGUGGAAGUUUCCUCAUGAUUUUAACCCAUCAAACUUCCUUAAUGAUCAAGGGCAGUUUGAGAAACCUGACGCCUUCUUGCCCUUUUCUGCUGGACCUCGUGUGUGUCUUGGAGAAGGACUGGCUCGCAUGGAGCUCUUCCUUUUCUUGGUUACUCUCCUGCACCACUUUCAGUUUGUUUGGCCUGAAGAUGCAGGAGAACCAGAUUUCACUCCUGUAUUUGGACUCACAGCUUCACCCAAACCAUACAAGAUGGAAGUCAGGCUUAGACAGUCAGCUAGAAAAACAUAGAACCAGUAUAUGGCUAUAUAUUAAAAUUGUUUUUUUGGCUAGUGAAGAAAUUAGUCUGUCCUUGUUCACAUGUGAAAGUUUCAUGUUUAAUUACUUUUUCUCACUGCUGUCAGUGUAGAAGCCUGUGUUACCCUGUGAUUUUGUAAAAAAUUUAACUGAAAAAAUGUUUUUACCAAUGAUAAAAAAUUCACAAUAUGUAAUUGUUUGUAUCUAUAAUCGUCAAAUGCCACACUGAACAUGUAAAUAUAUAUUUUAAAAAAUGUGUAAAUUUAUGUAAACUAUGCCCCAAAAAUUGUUUAAUUAGGUAAGCAGUGCCACAUAACCAGUGCAGGUAUGAAUGUGCUCUUACGGCCUUGCGAAUUAUCAGAUUCUGUGCAAAGUCACUGCAUAAGUGUGUAUGACUCUCCAAGGAUUUUUAAAUAUACCUUCCUGUAUGUGCACAUGUAUGCACAUAGUCCUAAGAAAUUGAUAAUAAUUAGAUAAUUUACAUUGUAAGGUGCUUUGGGGUCUGUAAUGAUAAUGAUAAGGACUGUAAUCCAGUCAUUAUCGGCUUGCCCAAGUAUUGUUUCUUUCCAUCUUUCCAUUUGCCCUGUUCCAACAUGCGACACAAAAUGGUGUGAACCUUCUCUACUAUACAGUGGCAUGAUCUGUACCUGUAUCUGUUUAAUGUCUUAAGGUUGUAAUAAGAGUCAUAGCAGCAUUCUGUUUUUUGCUAAUUAUUAUUUUUAACCACAUCUCGA
Clarias gariepinus (North African catfish) is the source of this 2178-nucleotide messenger RNA. Its product is annotated as cytochrome P450 2D3-like. The transcript has 9 exons. NCBI's taxonomy places the organism in Eukaryota, Metazoa, Chordata, Actinopteri, Siluriformes, Clariidae. Gene Ontology annotation, cellular component: cytoplasm; intracellular membrane-bounded organelle. Bases 9 to 1556 code for a protein of 515 amino acids. Gene Ontology annotation, molecular function: oxidoreductase activity, acting on paired donors, with incorporation or reduction of molecular oxygen, reduced flavin or flavoprotein as one donor, and incorporation of one atom of oxygen; heme binding; iron ion binding. The record is from RefSeq and is a predicted model, not a curated record. Gene Ontology annotation, biological process: xenobiotic metabolic process.